CGUCCCACACCAGACCACCACGGAAAAUGGCGACUGUGAAAUAGAUGGAAGACGAAAGUAAGAAAUGAUUCAAUGCAGCGUUUAAUUUGUGCCCUGUCUUCGUCCCCACCACUCGGAGGCCAUGGCAGCUGAAAUGUCAUGUCUAACAGGUGUUGAUGAAGACGACAAAGAUGCAGAUCCUGAGAUCAAUGCCCUCACGCUCCUGCAAGAGCCAGUUAGAAUGGCACAAGAUUCAGCCUGUUGCACAGAUUCUUUUGGGAAAACCUCUUUGAAACAAAACAGUGUUCUAGAUGUUCUGUCAAACACAGAUAUGUUGUCUCCGGUUGGCCUGGGAAAUGGACCUUCUUCUCAUCAGGCCACACAAGCCCAUGAACUCAACAUCUCCACAGACAAAGAGGAGGCAAAAAGCAUCACCCCACUAAAAACUGUGCAGGAAAUUGAUACUGCAGGAAUUUGGGGUUUUGAUGAAGAUUCACCUGAUAACUCAUUGGAUAAUUUUAGUAGCGCGAGUGACCUUCAUUGGGACCCUCACAAAGAGUUUAUGCAGUUUCUGUGGGAGAACCAUGGCGAUUCACCCGGUGAGGAGUCAAAAGAUGAAGUCCCAUCUCCCGACCACCAAAGGAGAAGGAAGCGGAAAAUGGACAUGGUUGUUAUGGUGGAUCCCUCAGAAAACCUUUACCCUGAUCUGAGCCACAAGCCAUCUGAGGAACUGUUGGAUGCUGAAGACCAAGUAGAUUCCAUUCCUGUCACGAAAGUCAGAAAGUCAAGAAAGUUCUCCAACUCACAGCCGUCACCAACAGGGAAGGUUUCUACAUAUCCCAAUGGAACUGCAAAGGCCAUCCAGGAAAUUCUUUACAAUGCACCUGCAAGAAAUUCACACGAGAACAGUAUAGGUCAUGGGCUUUCCCCAUUGAAGGGGAGGCUCACCGUGAAGUCUCUUUCAGAGGAAAAGCCAUCAUGUUAUCCCUGCUCAAAAUGUAAGCUCAUUUUCAAGAAAGAGUAUCAUUUGCAUUGCCAUAUGAAGUCUCACGUCGAUUCUCCAAAUAUCUCGCCAAAGCCUUUUAUAUGCCGAGAAUGUGGACAGUCUUUUAGGCAAAGUUUUACGCUUAUUGAGCACAUGUCCAUCCACAAAGAUAAAAUGGCAAGACUUUCUGAGGAGAUCAAAAGCGUGAAUGAUAAGAAGAAGGUGGACAAAAAGAAGCUAUUCUGCCCUCAGUGCACAUUUGUGACAAACUGCCCAAACACAUUUGUUCAACAUGCAAAAACGCACGAGAAGGACAAGAGAAAGUUUAGAUGUGACAAAUGUAGCUUCAGGACAAUGACUGAGAUGGAACUUAGGAGACAUAACAUUAUGCAGCAUACUGUUAUUACUGCUGGAAAGGACAUUCAGAAUGAUGACUCUGAAAUCUUCUCCUGUCACAUGUGUUCUUAUAAAGCUAUUGGCGAAACUGUUUUUAAGAAUCACCUUCUGCGCCGCCAUCAAAAAACGUUAGAAGAAAACGAAGCUGAACAGUGUAGUGAGAAAAGUGCACAACCAUCAAAGGAGUUCCACGUACCGCCCGCUAAAACUUCUGUUGAAGAUGCAGAGAUUACAUCUAAAAUCUCUAUUAAAAAUCAGAUCCCCUCCAAAAGAGCUUGUUCACCUGAUGACUCCAGUGACAUUUCAGAUUUAUUCAAAAAUAGCAAGAUAAAGAGAGGUCUCAAGUCUCAAUUAACUGAGUCAAAGCUGGACAAAUCCAUAAAUGUUCUCCUGUCCCGACAAAGGCAUGGGAAGAAAACUCCGGACCGAUGGAAGGGUGGCAAUAAUCUCCAAACAUUUGUUCAGGAUUCCAAAGAUAACAAUGAUUGCCCUGAUCCGUUACCAGGAGCUUUGACUAUCAAGGUCGAAGACUCCGCUUCGCCCCCAAAUGGCCAUAGGAUGACGUCCAAUGCCGAAAUAGACCAGUCCCCGGUCAGAAAGUCGCCAUCCAAAAGGAAGAUGUCCACCCCAUAUCGCAACACCUCUGACCAAGACUCAUGCUUCAUCUUACCAAAACAUCUGCCAAGUCCCAAGAGAAUGAACCAAGAAGACGAAGACAACGAGGAGGAGGAGGAAGAGGAGGAAGAAGAAGAAGUGGAGUCACACUGUAAAGAAAAAGACAUUUUCCAGUUUAGCGAUACAGAUGCAGACACUGACCUUUUUGACAAUGGUAUCAAGAAAGAAAAACAAAGCAUAAUAUAUACCUAUAGCAGAAGAAUGUCGAUGAGGGGUGCACUGCAGGCGUCUAAAAGGCUAUUUGAGAAAAUAAAGACUGAAGAGCAAGACCAAACCGACCCUGAAAUCAAAGAAGAAUGCAUCGAAACAGAAAUAUUCCAAGAGACCAUUGACUCCCACCAAACGCCGCUGAGCGACAACUUCGCUGAGGAGUUUGAUUUGGAGUUGGAAUCCGAUGGCAAGAACUGCCCAUACUGUCCGGCAGUUUUUGAAUCUGGCGUUGGAUUGUCCAAUCAUGUUCGAGGGCAUCUCCAUAGGGUCGGACUGAGCUACAACGCACGGCAUGUAGUUUCUCCAGAGCAGGUGGCCUCUCAAGAUAGAAGGCCACGAAUUCGCCGAAAGAUGUCAUCGUUCAGGAGAUUGAAAAAAGUUUUGCAGCUGGAGUCCGAACCUGAGACCGUAAAGAGCAUUCACUCAUGUCCCCUGUGUGGGGACUCAUUCGAUAACAGGACUGGACAGUCCAACCACAUACGAGGCCACCUCAAAAAGCUUGGUAAAAGCUUUGCAACAAAAAACAAAUCCCCAUUAUAUUUACUCCGGGAGUUAAUGCGCGACAAGAAGGAGUUCCAGCGGGCUCUCCAAAUUCUGGGAAAGAGGCGAAACCAUUUCCAAUAUGGUGCAUCACCAAAGGUGUCCAAUGUAGAUCGUUUUGCGUCGUUGCCCAUCGGAAUCCCCAAAAGCGAUCCUUUUCCAAGCGGUUGCUCUGACGCCACACCGCUGAUGUCCACAUUCUCUUCAGUGGAAAUGGAAUCUGAAAAAAAGCCGCUAGACACUAAGUUGGACGUUAAGAACCCCCUCUCGGAGACGACUGCCUUGAUAGGAAUUCUGAAGAAGAGGAAGUGUCAGGAAGACGGCAGAAUAAAGGGGUCUUCUCAGAUGUCAAGAAAUCUGUUGUCAGUUUCUUUAAACAGUGAGCACAGUUCAGGAUCAAGAGUUGGUUCUUCAAUGCCAAAGUCGGUCUGCGAGAAAGGUGAAUUCAACAGGAAGAUGUGCGUCCACUGUAAUGCAACUUUCCACAGUGGAGUUAGCUUGUCUAACCACCUCCGGGCAUAUACAAAACGAAAAAGGAAUGCCCUCAUUGAGGGAAGCACAUUCGACUGUAAAGCAAGGAGGCAACGCUCAAGGCCUGGCUCAAAGAAGAAGACGCUGCCCUUACCACAAACUCCAGAGGAAAUGUACAGGCUCACCUGCAGGUUCUGUGACCUCGUCUUCCAGGGUCCCUUGUCGGUCCAAGAGGACUGGAUCAAACACUUACAGAGACACAUUAUGAACACUAGCGUCCCUCGCACUGGGCUAAGCAUGGUAGAGGUCACCUUGCUGCCCGCGGACCCCCCGAGCCUCAAGACUGACCAAGACAGCCCUCUGACAGCCACACACGGUGCUUCAUGAAGCCAGUGGGGAUCUUUUUAGAGUUCACUGACCUGUAUGUUUAUGUACAUUAGAUGUUCCUUCACUUUUUUUUCCACUGAAAUACUGGCCAAAAGUACAAUAUUGCUCAGUGAUGGGAGUUAUUGAGCAUGUUGAAAAAACGUGUUAAUUAUUUUGGACUUUAGUAUUUCCGUUUCUACAUGGUCAAUUUUUUGGAAAUACAAUUCCAAAUGGACUGACUGAUUAUGUUUUAAUGCAGUGUGGAAUCCAUUUAUAAUGAAGACAACUUUUACCUCAGAUUUAUCAUGGUUUGAGUCAGUUUUGUCAACAUGUGUGUGCACCUCUUCUGUAUCAAUAUUCACAUUUAAUACAUAGAAUAACGUUUUUCUUUUGUAUUGCAACACAUUUGAAUUCAAGCCCACACCCUGUUUUAAUCCCAGAGUGGGUGAGAUAAAUUAUAAUGAAAAAGAAGGCACCUGAAAGCUCACAAUUGGAGAAAAGAACAAAAGAGAAAUGUCUGAAAACUUGUUAUACAUAGAAAGUGUUUUAUAGUAUUUCAAUAACUGAAUUGUUUCUAAUACAAAUACAAAAUUAAAACUGAUGGUUAAGAAAAAUACAUUCGGCACAGCCAGUGUUGACAAAGCCCUUCAUACAGGUCACCUAUAUUUAAUGUUUAAAAUAUACUGGUUUUCAAAUAAUUUUAUUUUCAAUGUACUAUAUCACAAAGAUACAAUGCUUAAAACAUGUGUUCUAAAUAAAAAAUAAAAAAACAA
Messenger RNA from Gasterosteus aculeatus aculeatus (three-spined stickleback), 4395 nucleotides. It is a transcript of the gene znf644a, whose product is annotated as zinc finger protein 644a. Gene Ontology annotation, molecular function: DNA-binding transcription factor activity, RNA polymerase II-specific; RNA polymerase II cis-regulatory region sequence-specific DNA binding. Lineage: Eukaryota; Metazoa; Chordata; Actinopteri; Perciformes; Gasterosteidae. The record is from RefSeq and is a predicted model, not a curated record. Gene Ontology annotation, cellular component: nucleus. Gene Ontology annotation, biological process: regulation of transcription by RNA polymerase II.